ACAAACAGCUGUUUUAUUUUCUAGAGUAGUUGUGCAUGUCUCAGCUGAUUGGUCGAAUGUGAAAUUUACAUGAAUUGAUGCCCUAACCUAAACUUAUAGUUUCAUCAACAUGAGCAGCAGAGCGAAACUUAUUUUACAAUUAGCUUUGGAGGACAAUGUAAAUAAUUCUCAGCAAUUACUAUUAUUACCAGAACAAACUACUAAAGAAAACAAUGAAACAAACGUCUUAAGCUUGUCUUCGAUGGACACAAAUCCUGCACCCUCAUUGACAUCAUUACAGGCAGUUGAUCCGUUUGUUCUUCUCAACAAUGAAAAUGAAUAUAUAAUGGAAGUCGAAUCAGAAAGUAAUAAAGAAUUCGCUACUGAUGAAAAUAUUGUUUGGAAUGAUGGUAUUACCAACCAGGAUUUUCAGUCAUAUGAUAUCUCCUUUUCAUCGCAAGGCCUAGUUGCUGAAGAAGAGGAUAGUCUUCAAGAAUUGGCUGUCUCUGGUAAUGCAGAUAUCCCAUCACCAGGAACUUCUGUUUUGUCAUCUAACGUAGAUGACACUGAUAUUGAUAGCACAUACUGUCCUCGUUUCAACUCAGAGUCAGAACUAUCUACUGAUGAGUCUAUAGUGAGUAUUACUAGAGUUGCUUCAAAGGUUUCAAGUGACAGUACUUCUUAUGUGAGGAGGAGCCAAAAGAUAGCUCAAGACAAAAUUCUACUGGUUCCUUACACUGAUUCGGACACGGAGGAAGAAGCAAACAAAACCAAUCCUAAUGUAAAAAAAGGAAAGAAGAGGGUGAGGAAUGAAAACAAAUGGAAAAAAUGUGUGAGGAAACAGCUAAGAGUUAGUGGAAAAAACUAUCUUAGUGCUAAGGGAGCAGAGAUUAAAGCAAGAUCUCUGAAAUCUCCUUGCAAAUCUACUUGCCGUCUCAAGUGCUAUCAGCGCUUUACCAAAGAUCAGAGAGAAGGUAUAUUUUCAGAUUUUUGGAGAGAAGACAGAGACUGGGAUUCUAAACGUCAGUUUGUUGUUUCCUGUAUAAGCAGCAAGCCUGUCGCUAGGUCCAGGAAGAAAGAUGGCUCAAAGGGAAACCGGGCUCAAAGUAAUAAAUUUAGUUUUCAAAUAAAUAGUUGUGAAGAAAUAGUCUGCAAAACAUUUUUCCUAAACACUCUGGCUAUCUCUGAGAUGUUUAUGCGAAUAUCACAACAGAAAACAAGCAAGACAGGAAUGGUUGAGCCUGACCAAAGAGGUAAACAUGUACCUGGAACAAAAAUUAAGAAUGAAAUAAUAGAUGGAAUUAAAUCUCAUAUUUCAAAAUAUCCAGCGUAUCAAAGCCAUUACAGCAGAGAACGUAUAAGCAGGAAAUAUUUGGGCAAUCACCUCAACAUUAACAAAAUGUAUGGACUGUAUGUUGAAGAGUGUAGAGAAAAACAAGUUAAUCCUGCAAAGAAGUGGUUGUUUAGCAAAGUGUUUAAUGAGGACUUUAACAUGGCAUUCAAGUUACCAGACAAUGACACAUGCGAUGUGUGUGAUGAAUUUGAAUGUAGAUUGAAGAAUAAACAAAAUUCAGAAGAAUUGGAAGAGAUUAGCAGGAGACACCAAGAGCAUUUAGAUGAGGCUGCGUCCAGAUAUCGUUUGAAAAGGGAAGACAAACUUCAUGGAAAAGAAGAUCACAAAAGCAAAGUAGUAAUGGCUGACCUUCAAAAAUGUCUCCCUACACCUAAUCUUACAAAUUCACAAAGCUUUUACCUAAGGAAACUUUGGACACUAAAUUACACGAUUCAUGAUCCUGCAAACAAUAAGACCUGGUGCAUGCUAUGGGAUGAAGUAACAGGGGGUAGAGGUGGAAGUGAAAUGGCCUCUUGUUUUUAUGCUUGGGCAAGUAGAGAUAUUAUUGAAAGCGGAAUUGAGAAAUUAACCGUCUGGACAGACAACUGUAGCGGACAAAACCGUAACAUGAACAUGAUUUUAAUGUAUAUGAACCGCUAA
Molecule: messenger RNA, 1972 nt
Organism: Homalodisca vitripennis (glassy-winged sharpshooter)
Lineage: Eukaryota; Metazoa; Arthropoda; Insecta; Hemiptera; Cicadellidae
Exons: 3
Coding region: 110-1972 (620 amino acids)
Source: RefSeq, a predicted model, not a curated record